This is a messenger RNA of Gossypium arboreum, 480 nucleotides long. RefSeq names its product auxin-responsive protein SAUR64-like. The transcript has a single exon. NCBI's taxonomy places the organism in Eukaryota, Viridiplantae, Streptophyta, Magnoliopsida, Malvales, Malvaceae. Gene Ontology annotation, biological process: response to auxin. The record is from RefSeq and is a predicted model, not a curated record. The coding region runs from base 1 to 405 and encodes 134 amino acids.
AUGGUUAGCACAAAGAUUCUUAUCAGAAAGGCAAGAAAGUGGCAGAAAUUGGCUGCCAUUGGAAGAAGGAGAAUUACUUCAUCACUUGUUGAUAAAGGGCAUUUUGUGAUCUACACAAUUGAUCAAAAGCGAUUUGUGAUUCCCUUAGCUUAUCUAAGAAACACCAUUUUCGUGGAGCUCUUGAAGAUGUCUGAAGAGGAGUUUGGAUUGCCAAGCGAUGGACCAAUAACAUUACCUUGUGAUUCAGUUGCCAUGAAUUACAUUCUCUCAUUACUACAAAGGAGUUUAGCUAAGCAUUUGGAGAAAGCUGUACUGAACUCUGUUGCAAGCUAUCGCUGUUCAUCAAAUGCUAGUUAUUGCCAUCAAGCCCAUACAGACCAACAGUCAUUAGUUUAUGGAUUCUGAGGAAAUUAUGCUUUGAUAUUGUAAAUGGUUUAUGUAAUAAUAUCUUGUAAAUGUUGAAAUCCACAGUUAAUGAAA